Molecule: messenger RNA, 1071 nt
Organism: Musca domestica (house fly)
Lineage: Eukaryota; Metazoa; Arthropoda; Insecta; Diptera; Muscidae
Exons: 3
Coding region: 252-893 (213 amino acids)
Source: RefSeq, a predicted model, not a curated record
AAAAAGCAAGCACCAUCGAAAAAAAAACUAAGUGAAAAUAAUGGUGUGAAAAACAAUAAAAGUGAAAACUUAUUCCAAAAAAGUCACCCAAGUGCUAGAAAAAAUAAAAAAAAUUGAAAUCAAACUACAUUUGAAUUCAGUGUAACAAUCAAAACAAAAAAAUAAUAAAGAAAAAACAACAAAACUUAACGUGUCUAAAAAAACUCUCAUCUCUCUCUCUGAAUCCAAUUACUGCUGUGUUCAUUUCCACGAUGAGUGCCCAAAACAUGCAUUACUUAACGGUAAACGAUGAGGAUUUCUAUUACAAGGCAUCAUCGUCCAAGCUCUCACCGAAUCGUCACAAACACAAAGAACGUUCAGCCUCUCCCAUGGCCAUGUCAUACGAAUCAUCGUCGAUGGCUUCGAUGGCAUCAACACCCGACCUGAGUUCCGUUAGUGAAAUGUCCCUCGAUCAAGCCGAUCAAAGCAGUUCCACCGAUUCCAGCCCCUCGCUGUCUAAGAAACGACCACGUUCCAUAGAAAAUCUCUGCUUUGGCAUGCGUAAUCGCAAGAAAUUACAUCGUAAAAUCAAAGUGAAUGAAAUACAACGCGGACGUUGUUACACCGACUCGGAUUUGAAGAAUAACAAAAAACCGAUAAAAUAUCAGGUACCAAUUCUGAAGUUUCCCACCGAUGAUGAGGGUGCAAAUAAUGGGAACAACGACGAUUACGAAGGCAGAGAUGAUUAUGAGGCCAAUAGUGAUGUACCCAGUAGUGGUGGUGGCGGAAGUGGACGCCGGGGUAUUGGUUCGCUGUUAAAGCAAACGUUAAAAGUUACAUCAGCAUCGAUGGGUUUUCGUACUCUCAGCGUGGAAAGGGUUUUUGGGGGCGUCCCUAAUCGCUUGUCGGUUUAGUUGUUUAUCUGGCGGUUGUUUGAACUUGUGCUCAUUGGAAACACCGAAGAAGAAUUACGGAAAUAUUUUCAAUUGUCAAGAAAAGAACAAAAACAAUAAUUCCGAUAAUAUUAGCAAAUUAUGUGGGGGCGAUAAAUGAAAAUUAAGUUUCGCAAUGGGGCGAUAAUUGGUAAAAAUU